GGAGCAGCAGCCGAACGUCGGUGCUACUCACUCUGCGCUCGCGGCUUGCUCAGUCGGCGCGCUACGCCGCUGUCGUCUGCCCUGAAUCCAAACCUCAACGGGCUCAGCCGUGUCUCCGGCGUUGACGUGACUGUCCGUUGCGGCGUGAUAAUAGCGUGGCGGCGAGCGGCUUCUUCGUUUAUCCCCUCGUCGAGACCCAUACUCGGAUUAACCCCACCGACAAGCUGGCUCCGACAACGUUAAACGCGCUGUCCGCCACUAAGUCGACGGCGAUGGACGACGAGUGCUUAGCGCUGAUGUGCAUGGAGGCGCCCCAUUACGGACAGAUCGCGCGCGCGUCGUACGAUUCGGCUAUCGUCGGCGAUGCCGGUGUCAUGGAGAGGCUCGUCGGACUGCAGAGCCGCUACACGGUCACCUGCGACUACUGCGUCCGGGUUCAGACUGAGGUGCAGAAGCCGAUGAGAAAAACGUUGGCGCUUUGGAUGUCGGAGGUGUGCGAGGAACAAGGCUGCGAGGACUCGGUGUUCCCGACGGCCAUGAACCUGCUGGACCGGUACCUGUCCGUGGCGGUGGCGCGCAAGUCUCAGCUGCAGCUGCUGGGCUGCGUCUGCCUGCUGCUGGCCUCUAAGUUGCGUCAGACCCGCGCGUUGGCCGUCGACGUGCUCGCCUACUACACUGACCACUCGGUGACCGUCCAGGAGAUACAAGCUUGGGAGCUGCAGGUGCUGGACCGGCUCAACUGGGACGUGGCGUCGGUGGUGGCCAACGACUUCGUCGACCACUUGGUCGCCAUGUUGAGUCUCCCCGACUGCGGCGACACCGUGCGGAGGCACGCGAACACCUUCAUCUCCCUGUGCGCCUCUGAGUACCACUUUAUGAGCUACAGCCCCGCCCUGUUAGCAACUUCCAGUGUGGCUGCAGCUGUCCACGGCCUCAGAGGACCACUUUAUACAACACGUGCACAGGACCAACUCACGUCAACGCUGGAAAGGAUCACACACGUCCGGACGGUGGACAUCCGACGUUGUGUCCUUGAAAUUGAGACACUGAUGGCAACCAGUGUGGCUGCAUUUCAGCAGCAGCAGUCAUAUGCUAAGGGCGGCAGUGCAGCAGUGACGUCAUUCGCAACCAGCAAAAACAAUGCACUUGUAGCGCCCUCCAGUGCUGACCCCAGCUGCAGUCAACCGAACACGCCAACAGAUGUUCAGGACAUCAGCUUCUAAAAGAUGGAUCCUGCAUUGAUGUUCAAGACAUCAGCUUCUAAAGGAUGGAUCCUCCUGUAGUUCUUUGCCGUUUGUUUGUUAACAUGUUUGUCUGUUUUGUCUUGUUCCUGUUACGUUCCAUGUCUUACGACUUACGAGUGUUCUCGAAAUAGCCUGUUGUGGCAACCUUUUGCCUUUUAAAGGUUUUGACACUUCCGUUGCCUAUUUUAAAGCAUUGGCUUUACAUUAAAGUCAUUGGUACUUUUACAGUCUUCCAAGCCACUGCCUUGGGUUAGCAAUGUUUUUUCCUACAUACAAGCCAUUCAGUAUUCAGGCAGCAUUGACAAUUCCAUUUAAGAGGGGAAGAGCAGUUCAAGACAUGUUGAAUGUAUACAGCGCUGUAAACUACUCAUUUUCUUUCUUUCUGAAAAUAUUGUUUUCCUUUUUCUUUGCAUUCUUAUGACAAGGGUUGAGCAGGAGAUGUACUUCAUCUGCGGAACCAUCUCUGCUCACUUGCUACUGUUCAUGUCUUGUGCAGGAUUUUUUUUAAAAAUGUGGUCUAUCUUCUAAAUUACUUUGUGUGAUUUGAAGUUCUGCAUCUCGCAUUAUGUGUUCCACAUUUAUGCAUAUUCAAGUGCUAGAUUUUUGUACUUUGUAUCACCAGUAUCUUCAUAAAAAAACGACAGCAACCAUAUUUCGGGUUCAUUUAAAUGCUAGGUAUGUAAAGUACAUAGGUCAUUCUGUGUGAAAAAAAUUAUUUUUAGUACGGAGUGCUAGCAUAUUAUAAUGGCUGCACAUGAGUGUGUGUGUGUGACGCUACACGUUCGUUACCUGGCAAAACAGCAAAACCAAAUCAGUGCUAAUUUGGCACCAUGCAUAUUAUACAUAUCAGACAUAGUUAAGCUCUUGUGGUCUUUAUACCCUGGUGCUUGUAACGUUCACUGACUAGUCCAUGGCUUUUUGCCAGCGGUUCUUUAUCUUUUAUUGACAGAUCUCAUGAGAUUACAUGAAGGGCAUCUUUUUACUUGUAGCCAACUGCCUGUUUUUAUCUUGCAGUUAUGACUGUCCAUUUUGCUAGGCUUAGUGUCAUAAAGGCUUAUGUACACUUGAAUAAGGUGACUAUUUUUGAACCAGUGCUAAAUAAACUUAUUUUGCAUUUUAAGGAAAGGUCUCAAAUUGGAAUAAGGAAGCCUUGUUUAGGAACGUGCCAUCCAUUAAAAAAGAAGGUGGUGUAACACCACUUGAAAUUCACAUAUUGUACUCUGUACGAGACUGACUGCUGCAUUGGAUAGCUUGUUGCCUAGGCUGUGUCUUAAUAUAUUCUACCUGUGCGUUUUCUUGUGUAUACAACAUAGUGUUCAGUCGAGCUAUAUUUUUAUGUGUGUUCCAGCAUUCUAUGCUGUAAUUUAUUGAAUUAGCACUGCACCAAAGGUCAAAAUGGUCCAGGCAUGUCUAGUCCCUUUAUUUCUCUUUGUUCAACAGAUAUUUCUUAUAUUCACACUAAAAAACAAAAAAAAGAUAUCUUCCUGAAUGUUUACAUUUCCAAGCAUAUUUCUCACUGCCAAGCUGGCACCACUUGACACACCACAACAUACACAUAAGUCCCUGCCAUUAUCACCUCACACACAUCUAGUUUUCUUGCUUUUCUUUUUACCUUUCUCUAUUUUGUAUCAUUUUUGUUGUCCCCAUUUUGAUCGCGAUUAAUGUCCAUAUCACCGAGCAUCACGAAAACGCGAUUAUACUCAGGUGGCCCUUCAGGGCCAUUGCUUGGCUUCUAUUUUUCCCAGAAGAUUCUGUAGCACGUCAUUGUGGCAUGCUGCUUGAACCAUUACAAUGGCCCACCUGGUCUGCCACUGCUACUGGAGCAGGUUGGACAUCAAAAAGUCCAAGCAGUCUAGUAUACAAGCUCACUGAAAUCCCCGUAUGCAGCUCAAAAAAUGUGCAUGUGAAGGCCCUGCCUCUGCAUGCAGUGCACAUACAUGUGGUCCCAUGUUGAUAAUACAAGCAAUACUGUAUCCCAUGUUCGUGUGUUAAAGCUCCAUCAUCUCAACCAAUGCACGGAGCUACUACCCGUUUGUGAAUCAGGUGCUGAUACCUCCAGCGCUUUCGGAACCGCAGAACCAGACCCUCUAUUGCAAGUGUAAAAAAGCCAAAAUAUUAUUUGGCAAGCUGUUCAUUUCAUAUGUUUUUCUGGUUUGUGUUUUUGUAACACUGUUACAGUUUGAUAAAAUAAGCUGUCCUCCAUGACAAAAAAAGUGGACAUAUAUAUUACCUUUUUGACCUAGGGGAUGAAGGGACAUCCUCUGUGCACAGUUGGAGAGUUCAUAUCGUACUCAUGGCCGUCCUCAUUCUUUCUUAAUACCAUAAGCCAUGUGUAGACGUUGUCUUUUCUUUAAUAGAUGUCCACAUAUGGCGUUGCGUUUUGAAAAUUGUUCUCACAAUGUUCAUAUGUGUGUACCUCAUUAUUGCACUCUCAGAAUGCACACAUUGUUUGCGGUUGAAACAUCCAUGAGCAUCAAGUUGAUGCAUUGUUCAAAGCUUAUGUUAUUGUUCCUCAUGUACUGUUAUGCCAAUGUUUUCACCAUGUUUCUCAGCCCACUGCCAAAGAACGAAAACAUUCCACUGAUGGACUGUUACUACCUACAUUGUGUUUGUCUUCUAUAUUUCACAACGUUUAAUGAAGAUUUCAUAGUAAUGUUUCAAUAUUUCGGUGCUAUAACAUGCUGCAAAGCACCCUUGGUAGAUAUGUGUGAUAUGUAUGUGCAAGAAGUCUGUGAUAUUACCAGCGAAUAGCACCAGUAGACUGUGAUAGUAAACAGUGCACUUGCAAACAUAGUUGAGCCUCAUGUACAGCACAGAGUCGUUCACUACUUCUCUUUUUGUGAAAUUCCCACCCAAGUUUAUUCGAAUAUUGCUUUCCAAUCGUAAACCCCUUGUGGUUGGUUGUAUACUCAGCUGCUAAAUGCAGCUUUUUUCAUGCUGUCCUCACCAUUUAGGUACAUUUUGUUAUCUACUGAUGUGCCAUUAUGGCGAAAUAAACCAAUCUCGCAAAUAAUUUAUCGGACACUAAUUAACAUGCCUGAUGAGUAUAUGCCAAAUGCAUCUUUCGUGCGAUUUUGAAUUUCAGGAUUAUGUUACGCUAUGCAUUUUGUGCACCAAACCUUACUAUGUGCUGCAGCACUCAAAUAAAAUAAUUUGAUUAGGUGUGUGAGAAUUAAUGUGUUAACGAUGGCUAUUCGUAUGUGGGCACAUUUUUCCAGUGCAAAUGAAAUUGAUAUUGAUGCAAGAUCACGGUAACACCUUGGAUAUAUCUUAAUUGGAUUCCAACCUCUGCACUCCAUACACCUUUGAAGAACUGUAUAUAUAAAACAUCAGGAUGUCAAUGUCACAAAAUUAUGUUCACCAUUUCCCCAAGUUUGUUAUGUAACACUGUAUUGUAAAAUGGUCGUUUGACCAAACACAUCCCACAAGUUACCGUUAAAUGUGCAAAAUUUCAAUAGGCAUUGAAUGUUUCAUUGAUCUUACAUUGAAUUUUCAUGCACAAUUGCACGAGUCAUGGCAUGUAAGUGAUAUCCAGAUGCACUCAACAGCAGUUGGCUAAAAGCUUCAAAGCAUUUAGCGAUGUCAUUGUCCUUCAUUUUCACUCUUAUAAAAGAAUUUCAUGACGUAAACUGAGGGGCUCUCUCACAGGAAUGCACUAUUCUUGUACUUGAUGCUGGGGAUGCUGUAGUAAAUUGUACUAAGCCUCCAAACAAUGCAGUAUGCCGCCUUGUAGCUGUCAUUAACUACAGGCCAGGUGUGUGUUUGUAAAAAGCUGAAUGUUUCUCAGAGUGAGUUCUAGUGUUCAUUUCUAUGCAUUAUGAAACAAUGUAAUAAAGUCAUUACAUUACAGAAUUUA
Messenger RNA from Dermacentor andersoni, 5100 nucleotides. RefSeq names its product G1/S-specific cyclin-D3-like. The record is from RefSeq and is a predicted model, not a curated record. Lineage: Eukaryota; Metazoa; Arthropoda; Arachnida; Ixodida; Ixodidae.